This is a messenger RNA of Epithele typhae, 3630 nucleotides long. RefSeq lists its product as uncharacterized. Gene Ontology annotation, molecular function: protein binding. The record is from RefSeq and is a predicted model, not a curated record. Gene Ontology annotation, cellular component: MOZ/MORF histone acetyltransferase complex. Bases 1 to 3630 code for a protein of 1209 amino acids. The transcript has 17 exons. NCBI's taxonomy places the organism in Eukaryota, Fungi, Basidiomycota, Agaricomycetes, Polyporales, Epitheliaceae. Gene Ontology annotation, biological process: regulation of transcription by RNA polymerase II.
AUGGCGCGCGGGGCGGCCUCUCCCCCGGUCAACCUCCCUAAGGUCUCAUUCGUGAAGGUCACCGAAGAGACGGCCAAGGCCGCCCCUGGUGUGCACGAUGGGACGGCGCGCACUUAUGGGUACAACAACUUCGACCCCAAAUUCGCUCAGCCACAACACUACAUCCGUUACAUUGAGCCUCUUGAGAGUGAUCUCGCGACCCAGGUUGAGUAUGAUAUGGAUGAGCAAGACCAAGAGUGGUUGGAUGCUGUGAAUAUGGAACGAAAAUCUCAGCAGCUCGACAAGGUCUCGUACGAAACCUUUGAGAUCAUCAUGGACAGGCUGGAGAAGGAGUGGUUCGACCUCUCGAAGAAUGUCCCGAAAACCGACAUGGGUCUUCCCUCUGAAGAGUCUCGCGAGAACACGAACGCCAUUGUCUUCUGCGACGGGUGCAAUCUGGCUGUACAUCAAGACUGCUACGGUGUCCCAUACAUCCCGGAGGGGCAGUGGCUUUGUAGGAAGUGUACAGUCUGUCCUGAGGUCCCAGUAGAAUGCAUCCUCUGUCCCAACGAAGGCGGUGCAUUCAAGCAGACUGUAUCCGGAGAGUGGGUACAUCUAUUAUGUGCCAUUUGGGUACCGGAGACAGGGGUUGCGAACGACGUCUUCAUGGAGCCCGUUACUGGUGUUGACAAGAUCUCGAAGCAACGUUGGAAGCUGAGGUGUUCUGUAUGCGGAAAGAAGCAAGGAGCUUGCGUUCAGUGUUCUAAGCCCUCUUGUUUCACGGCCUUCCACGCGACAUGUGCGCGCAGGGAGAAGCUCUUGAUGCCCAUGAAGGCCAUUCAAGGUUCGGAGGCUCCUACUCUUGCGUGUUACUGUGAAAAGCAUCUUCCGCGAGAGCAGUACGACAUCCGAGAAGCCAUGUUGAGCGCACGAGAAAUGGACAUGGACGUUCUGCACCCCAGCCCGAAAUCGAAUAAGACCGCGCGUGCCUAUGCGAAGACCUACAAGCCUGGUCCUCCUCUCGUACCCAAGAUUAUGGUCAACCGAAUCAUCCAGUACACCUCCCGCAUUCACUUUCGUCAGAAGAGCGACUUCGUACACGCGGUGUGCAAGUACUGGAGCCUCAAGCGCGAAGCUCGGCGCGGUGCUCCCCUCCUCAAGCGCCUCCACCUUGAGCCUUGGACCGCUCUUUCUGGAACCAAGCAACACACCGACGAGGAGAAGGCGCUGAAGCUGGACUACAUGAAACGGCUUCGUAACGACCUCGGUAGCCUCCAUACUCUCGCCGGUCUAGUGAAGAAGCGAGAGAAGGCUAAACGCGAGCAGUACGAAGUCAUACAAAGCGUUUUGGAACGCUUUUUCUUCCCUCACGAAGCCUACCUUCGCUACGCUUUCGAGAAGAUCACAAGCCCAGACAGGCAGGACUAUUUCAAGUCUCCAGUCAACAGAGCUGAGGUCCCCGAUUAUUACGAUGUGAUUAAAGAGCCUAUGUGCUGGGACACUAUCGACCAGAAGUUGGACCGACAUGAGUACCUCGACUUGUCACAGUUCAAGCAUGACAUCGAACUCGUCUUGGACAACGCGAUAACAUACAACGAACCCAAUUCGCCAUACUACAAGGUUGCAAUGCGUAUCCGAAAUAACCUGCCGAUGGAGCUGGAUGCACUUGACAGUCUCAUGAACCACUCACCCCCACCUCUUCAAGAGCCCAUGGACGUCGACAUCGAAGAAGAUUCAAAACCCCCCGCCGAACCUCAACCCACGGCCUCCCCCCAGCUGCCCACUCUGCCCCCUCUCGGCGACCUCGAGCCACCAUUCCCCAUCCUCGAUCUCCUCGAGUCGGAGGAGACCAUCCGUCAAGCCACGACGCUCAUCAUCACCUCCAAUCCCAUCCAGUCCCUCCUGAAUCUCGAGCACCCGCUCAUCCGACCCCCUGCUCCUCCCCCGCCCGGUUCGAAGAAGGCCAGCGGGUCAACGAAGGGGACGGACCGCAAAGCCGCACUGGCGCGGAAGCGCGCAGAGCGGCAGGCCGCACUCGAUGCGUCGCCUGGCUUCCGCUCGCUCCGGUCUCAAGGCGGGCCGUUCGACUUCGUGCCGCUCCGCUCGUCAUCCCACCCUGCCCCUGAACCAGAGUCGGAGUCGGAGGCUCCCGAGCUCGAGGUUGAACCUGAAGCGGGUCCGUCGUCAGUUCAGGAGCCUGCGGUGGAUGUCAACGCCCACGCCGACGAAAGUGUCGACAUCGACAUCGACAUCGACAUCGAAGGUGACGACGAAGCCGGUCCUGGCACCGUCAACCCCGAUGGCCUUGAGGUCACCAACGACAUGACUCAAGAACCGGAGGCGGCGACGGCAGCGCAAGAGCCAGGACCAGAGCAGGAACUUCAGCUUGAGCCCGAACCGGCAGAGCCUGAAGGGCAACCAGAAGAGGAGCCGGAACCUGUGAAGAAGCCACGGAAGCCCCGACAGCGCCACCUCCCUCCCCCACCGAAGGAGGUGCGCGAUGUUGGCAGCUGGGACUCGUUCAAGCAGUUCGAACAGGGCUGGAUCCUCCCGCCUGAGCAGAAGCGCGGAGGGCGUCGAGUCGUCGAGCGCGGGCCUGCGCCCCCGCCAAGAAAGAGACAGAAGAGGAGUACGCGCUUUCUCUUUCUUUCUUUCAGCGAUCGAACCAGCCGCCGAAACACCGCCGCGUCCCCCAAGCCUCCGCCCGAAGCCGAGUCCGAAUCCACGUCCGAGGACGAGCGCCUCGGCAGAUCAUCAUCGUCGAGCACCUCGACACGCCCGAGAUCCGGCGCGCGAAGCAGCAACGCGCCCGGCUCCUCCGCGAGAACAAGCAGCGCGUCGCGGAGGGUCUUGCGCCGCUGCCCGUCCCUGCGUUCUCCGACCUCGUUAAGGACUGGACGUCCAGCCCGGAGGUCCCGCGCCCGACCCCCGCGCUCCUCGCCGCGCCGUCUGCGGUGCGCACGCAGAAACCGAAGCCCGUCCCGCGCCGGUGAACAAGCCUGGACCGAAGCCCGGGCAGAAGGCGAAGCUGAAGGCCCUGCAGCAGCUGCAAGCUCAGCAGGCCCAGCAGACGCGCAGACGCAGAGCAAGCAGAAGGGCAAGCAGAAGGCGCAGCCGAAGCAGAAGCAGAAGCGGCGUGGGAAGAAGGCGGGCGCGCUCGAGGAGUCGUCGGACCUCACAGACUUGUCGGACGAGACGGAUGCGGAGACGGAGCAGGGCAAGCAGGCGCUCCCGCUAGUGGCUCCUCCACAGGCACGGAUUGUGAAGCGGCGGAGGGUGCCGAAGCCGCUGGACCCGAACGAACCCGGCGUGAUCACGCUCAAGCCGGGGGAGAAGCUCGAGGGAGGGACGCUCGUGUGGGCGAAGAUUGGCACCUUCCCGUGGUGGCCGGCCGUCAUUUUCGAGGAAGACGACAGGGACAUCCCGGCGACGGUGCUUUCGCAGAAGCCGACUGGCCUGGUUGGAUGUGUGCUUGUGCGAUUCUACGAAAAGAAACGAGCUGGUGUGGCUUGGCUCCCGCUCAGGAACUUGCGAUAUCUCGGCGAGAACAACACGUUGGACGGUCAGAUGCUCGCCGCUUCGAGCAAGUAUCAAACGUGGAAGAACUCCGUACGACGGACCGAGUGUCGCAACGCAUACCAGUACGAGUGA